AUGAUGCUGCUCUGCGUGGUGUUCUUUUUCAACGGUUUUCAAACCGUGUUUUUUGGCGCAAUGUACACUGCUUCUCUGGCUGCAACAACUCGCAUGGACAGUCACGAAAUUGCCAUCGCAUACGCUAUGUUGGCCAUUGGAGCUGGAGAAUUUUGCGCCGGCACAUUCUUCGGGAUUUCGGGCAACAGUCGUGGAUCGCAAUUCGGAAGAAAACGGGUGGCCGUUAUUGGGACGUGCUUGCUGCUGGUGGCAAACGUUUUGUCCAUUAUCAAUUUGCCGCCGGAUGCGCCGCUUCACGAGACGGAUAAUAUUGGAUUCAUCGAGCCUAGAAUCUCGAAUGAACAGAAUCUCGAA
Molecule: messenger RNA, 354 nt
Organism: Mesorhabditis spiculigera
Lineage: Eukaryota; Metazoa; Nematoda; Chromadorea; Rhabditida; Rhabditidae
Source: the annotation of a GenBank genome assembly